GGGGGUCGCGCCGCGGGCCGGGGCAGCAGCAAGAUGCUGCCAACCACGUUGGUUAAUUCUGGGAGCCAGGGCAAUGGUGUGCGGAGCCCCAGAGAUGCUGCGAGACACACGGCCGGAGCGAAACGCUACAAGUACCUCCGGAGGCUCUUCCACUUCCGACAGAUGGACUUCGAGUUUGCGCUUUGGCAGAUGCUUUACCUGUUCACUUCACCACAGAGGGUUUACAGGAACUUUCACUACAGAAAACAGACAAAGGACCAAUGGGCGAGAGAUGAUCCUGCUUUUCUAGUGCUGCUCAGUGUCUGGCUCUGUGUGUCUACUGUAGGAUUUGGAUUUGUAUUGGACAUGGGGUUUUUUGAAACAAUAAAACUGCUACUUUGGGUUGUAUUCAUAGACUGUGUAGGCGUUGGGCUCCUGAUUGCAACUCUGAUGUGGUUCAUUUCAAAUAAGUACUUAGUGAAGCAGCAGAACAGAGAUUAUGAUGUGGAGUGGGGAUAUGCCUUUGAUGUACAUCUGAAUGCUUUCUACCCUCUUCUAGUCAUCCUGCAUUUUAUCCAGCUUUUCUUCAUCAACUAUGUCAUCAUAUCUGAUUCUGUCAUUGGGUAUUUUGUUGGGAACACAUUAUGGCUGAUUGCAAUUGGCUAUUACAUCUACGUGACAUUCCUAGGAUACAGUGCAUUGCCCUUCUUGAAGAACACAGCUAUUCUUUUGUAUCCAUUUGCACUUCUCAUCAUGCUCUAUUUGAUCUCAUUAGCAUGUGGAUGGAACUUCACCAAGAUGCUUUGUUCCUUUUAUAAGUACAGAGUGAAAUAAAACCAGGACUUCAUGUAUCUAAUGUUUAUUUUGUUUCUACCGUAGCCAUUUUGACAGUAAAGAAAAAAUUAAGAACAUUUUGUAAAUGGUUGUAAAUUUCUCUUUAUUGUAGAUAAUUGUGUAAAAAAGUUUGAAGUGUCCUUUUUUAUUAAAAUAUUUACAACAGUAAA
Messenger RNA from Cinclus cinclus, 983 nucleotides. RefSeq names its product unc-50 inner nuclear membrane RNA binding protein (gene UNC50). The transcript has 6 exons. NCBI's taxonomy places the organism in Eukaryota, Metazoa, Chordata, Aves, Passeriformes, Cinclidae. Gene Ontology annotation, cellular component: Golgi membrane. The coding region runs from base 34 to 813 and encodes 259 amino acids. The record is from RefSeq and is a predicted model, not a curated record.